AUGACUCUUACUGGAAGCUGCAUGUGCGGAAGCGUGGCUUACUCUACUGAAGGUACCACCACCCCCAGCACCACCAGCAUCACCCAUACUAUCCAACUCCCAUCUCUCUCCGACCAGUACCUGAGCGCUCUGUGCCACUGCACCGACUGCCAAAAGUGGACCGGCGGUGCUUUCACCUCCAACGCCGUUGUUCCCCGCUCUUCCUUCAAAGUCACCAAGGGAACCCCCUCCUCCUACGACGCCAUCGGCAACUCCGGCAAAGUCAACAAGCACUUCUUCUGCAGCAAGUGCGGCUCCAGUUUGUACACCGAGCUGGAGGUGAUGCCCGACAACACCGUCAUCAAAGCUGGGACUUUGGACGGCGGCGCGGCCAAUCUGAACGGCAAGGUCGAUGUCGAGUUCUAUGUCAAGGAUCGUCCGUCGUAUCUUGGGGCGGUGCCGGGUGCCAAGCAGGAGCAGGCUUUUGGUGCUUAA
Messenger RNA from Penicillium diatomitis, 474 nucleotides. Its product is annotated as GFA family protein. The transcript has 4 exons. Lineage: Eukaryota; Fungi; Ascomycota; Eurotiomycetes; Eurotiales; Aspergillaceae. The record is from RefSeq and is a predicted model, not a curated record. Bases 1 to 474 code for a protein of 157 amino acids. Gene Ontology annotation, molecular function: carbon-sulfur lyase activity.